AUGCAGACAAGCAGUAGCAGCAGCAGCAGCUCAGGCCUCAGUGUCCCUUCGCCAUUUUCAAAGGAUGCUACCUAGAUCGUGCUCUCGAGCUUUCGCGCAACACAGUGCUCUUUUAAUUUGUGCGCAAGCCCUGUGCGUCCAGUAUAGCGGGUCCACCCUCGCGCAGUGGGGCGCAAAAGAAUCUCGCCGUCAGCACGAAUGUCACCGUGUGCAUCGUUUCGGCGCGGCUGCUUGAGGAGGCGCGGUUAUUCCAUUGCAGGGUCAGUUUCGGCUGCAUAUACGCACAACAUUAUGUAGUCCGGCAGACAAAGUGAGCGAGAAUAUUUUAUGCCUAUAAAGAACGCUUGGCAAAGUACACCGCCCUACAGGAGAGUUCUUCAAUUGAGCAGUGCUUGCAUUCGCCCACCUUGCAACACCAUUAUAUUAAGGCAAAUAUGCUGCCGCCGACUCGUCAAGUUGUCACCACUAUCGCAACUGCAGCUGCCGCUGCCACUGGUGCUUCUGUCACCGCAGCUGCUGCUGCUGCCACUGAUCCUGAACAGUGUAAAAGUAGCUAUGUUGCUGCUGCUGCUGCUGCUGCUGCUGCUGCGUCCACGAAUAAAGGGCGCAGAUCCUCGAUCAGCGACAAUUCUUGCCACUUUAAAGCAAAGCAAGCUGUUGAGGGAAAGGUAUUUUUCAACCAGGCCGUCAUUCUUUGAUUUCAGAACAACAAGCUGCCGCCCCCAUGUGCGGUGGUACGCCGUCCGUACCAUCGAACACUCUGAAGUGUCAGGAGAAUGGGUGCGCGGCGCUCAGGGUCCGGCGGGGGCCGUGGCAACGCGAGCAUCCUGAAGGAGCGGGCGAACAUGUCAUUUAUGCUCGUCGUCAUGUUCUUCGCCGUCUUCGGGCUGAUAGUCCUCACCGAGAUAUUUCUGAUCGACGAGCGGCGCAGCGGGACUGGCGUCGGCGGCGUCGGCGGCGUCGGACCCAGUGGUGGGCAUAGAUCCGGCCAUCGGCUCGCAGCGGCCCCCGAUCGUCCGGAUUACGAAGAAGUUGGGCCGGAGGAUUACGCGGGAUUGAAAGGCGCAGGCUUGGAGGAGCACCUGGAGAUGCUGGUGCGCGGGGACGAGUCACGGAUACCAGCAGCGGCCGCUGCGGCCAUACCGGGGGACCCGCGCGGCUUGGCCAGCCUGCCCACCAGCCUGGAGGCGCGACUGCCCCAGCUGGACCGGGAGCUCAAGCUCACGCACGCCGAAUGGCUGCCCGUCACCAACACCAGGUUCAAAUUCUUCGUCUACUCGGCCUACUACGACGAGAGACCGAGCGGGGCGACUGGGCCGGCCACGGCGCUGAACCGCGGCGGCGCAAGCUCCGCCGGGGUGGUGCGGGUGAUCGGCGCCACCAAGACGAGAGGUCCCGAGCGGGUCUGGUGCAGGCUCUGGUACCCGGGCCAGAGCUCGCCGGGCAGUAACGCCACGAGGACGAGCUCGAUAACAGUGGCGGCCAGGGUCAAGGUGAUCCGGGAGAACUGGAACCUCAAGUACAGCGCGUGCUUCGUCAUCUGCCCGCUGCCGAAGGAGCAGCCCCGGGCCUCGGCCGAGCUCGUGCCCGAAGCGGUGAGCAUCGUCGCGCGGCUCCGCGCGGCCCCCACCAACCGGAUCCUCGUGCAGAACCGGCCGGCCGCGAGGCCGAAGGAGCGCCAGCCGCUGGCCAUCUGCGUCAAGCCGCUCCACUACCAGUACAACCGGGUGCUGCAGCUGGUCGAGUUCAUCGAGCUGCAGAGGAUCCUGGGCGCGAGCCACGUGACGCUGUACAACGACACGCUGGGCAGCGAGGCCGGCUGCGCGCUCAGCUACUACGAGGGCAAGGGCCUGGUGCAGCUGCUGCCCUGGCACCACCUCGACAUGGUGUCGCAGCGCGAGAUCCGCACCGAGGGCCUCUUCGCCGCGCUGAACGACUGCCUCUACCGCUCGAUGUACGCGUACGAGUACCUGGCGCUGCUCGACCUCGACGAGUUCAUCGUGCCGCGCCGCGAGGAGAGCAUCCCCGAGCUGAUCGGUUGGCUGCAGCGCCAGCAGCGCCAGCAGCCCGGGCCGGCCGCCGGCCGAGCGAGCGGCAAGGGCGCCGCCGGCGCCUACUCCUUCCAGAACGCCUUCUUCUACCUCCAGUGGCCGGACGACCCGUACGUGAGGACGUCGCGCCGCGCGACCGAGGCCGGCCUGAUAACGCUGCGCAAAACGCGCCGGCGCGCCAAGCUCCACCCGCACAAGCAGCGCAGCAAGUACGUCUGCCGGCCGCGCGACGUCCUCGAGGCCGGCAACCACUUCGUCUGGGAGUUCGUGCCGGGCCACGGGACCGUGAACGUGCCCGCCGACGCGGCCAUACUCCACCACUACCGGGUCUGCGAGUUCGGCGGCGACGACUGCGUCAAGACGGCCUCGAUCGUCGACCGCACGGCCUACAAGUACCUCGACCGACUGGCCGACCGCGUCGAGGCCGUCUGGCAGGAGCUCGCGCUCCUCUGCCCCGGUCUGCCGGAGCUCGGCGAGCCGCCCGCCGGCGGUAAUAAGCUCCCCACCGAGCGCCCUGCUGCCGCCGCCGCCGCCGCCGGCAGCAGGUAGCACUCGGCCAGCCUCCAGCUCCAGCUGCUGCUCGCCAACUUCACCGGCCGGCCCAUCCUCGCCAGGACCUACUUUUACAAUUACGCCUACUGACGCGCGCCUACUCCAUUAUAUACUCCGAUGUAAUAAUGCACACGUUAAUACGCAACUAAUACACAACUUUCAUCGUUCUCUCGUACGUAUAACGCAUAUAUGAUUAUAUAUGAUAUUGGCCCGCAAACGACAAUUUAUUGUCACAGCAAUUAGCAGCUCAGCUGAGCCGGCCUGAUCGGAAAUGCAAUCGGAUGCGUUGAAUUAUGCGCUUUUCGAGCGAUCGCUCAAUCACGGCACAACGCACCCCCGAUAGCUGCGUUCUGAGGUACAGGAAACAAACAGCUGUAUAAUAACCGCUCCACGAGCCGAUAGAUUAGCAGAUAUUUUUCUACGAGUGUCCCGCGAAAUCGCCGACUUAGGUAAGCGCAAUGGCUUGGCGACGAGAAAGUGGGCGCGCGCGUGAUAUAUAAUAUCGAUAAGAGCAGCUUCAAUAAUGAGCGCUCUGGUGCUUUUCGGAAUUUUUGAAAAUCCAUAAGCGUAUUCGUGAUUUGUUAUAUCAAUUAUAUGUACAUAAACAAGUGCGCACUCAGCGUACGCCGCGAGCAUGAAAUGUGAUACUGAGCUGGCUAUCUUAUAAUGUUACAUUACACACACACACAUAUAAGGGGUCCAAAAUUGCUGUUCCCGCGCUAAAAUGCACUGUAGCCCAUCAGCUGGCUAUGUUGUACGAUAUAUUGCUCUAUAUAGUAACUUCUCAGCAUCAAAUCAGCUGAUGUAUAUCAUCGUGGACGCGAUUUAUUGCUGAUAGAUAGGUUUGGACACCCUGUACUACGAAUAUCAUUAUUCAUUUCUUUCAUCUAUACUAUGCUAGUUUGUCUAAUCUAGUUAUCACGAGUGCUCUUUUAGAUGUUUAUGCAUACGGACGCACCAUUCAGAUUCAGCUAUCCCCACUCUGACCGCAACUAUAUAUUUUGCUAUUUUAUCAUAAUAUCAUUCGCAUUCAAGUUAUAAAUACGUAUAUGAAAUCAUUUCUCAUUUUCGUCUUAAUUAUGUUUUGAUGUACCUUGAUAUCAAUAUGCACAUAUACGUCAUCGCAGGCCUACAUUUUUCAUCCGAGAUCUUAUAUGGCUCAUAUUAUAUUGCUACAUGGUUUAUUUACGGUAUUAUUAUCAUAUUGCCAGCCGGUAGUGCUCAUAGGUAUUUCUAUAAGAAUUGGUAUGUUAUAAGAAAAAGAAACACGCAUAUCUGAUGUAAUGGAGUUGAAACCAUUACGCUAUGAUAGAACUAAGCGGCUCGCAUGAUCGGUGUAAUUGUAUAGCUAUAACAAUCAAAUUAUUAUAUCGGAAAUAACACUAUAAAUAUAUAACAUGCAAACAAAAGUAUUGUAUUUAUUUAAUGUUUCUUUAUUCAUUAUACAAUUAGCUACGUCGACGUCGCGAAUAUCACCGAUAAAGGAGCCUCUCAUAUUAUAUAGAUCUCAAUAAUGUAUUCACAAAAAGACAGCUAUAGUCAUUUUGACUGCGUAUUAAGUAAUUCAAUAUGGUGCAAAAUCGCUACGAAAAAUGUGUGAAAUAUUUGUAAAUUUAUGUACAAAAUUUAGUAAAUGCAUUGUAUGAAUUUUCUUUUAACAUAAUAAUUAAAUCGUAAUAAAAAAAGGACACGGAAAUAAAAACAAGUGAAUGAUCGUCUCUUCUUAUUGCCAUUAUGCGAUAUAAAAGAAAUAGUUUUUACAUCGUAACCGUUAAUAUUUUAUAUAAUAUUAUAUUUUAGUUGAAAAUUUAUACAGUAAUUUCAUAAAAUUUUGUAAUGAUUUAUUUAUGAAAGUUUAAAUGAUGUUUAUAUUAUCGCACCAGUUUUUAUAUUAUCAACAUAUACAAGCAAUCUGUACAUAAGUGGAGCUAUCCUUGACGUCAAACCUUCUACUUUCAUGUAUAUUUUAAACGCGGUUUUAAUUUACACUCAAAGCAACGAGAGACUAGAUUUAAUUGGUGCUGUAAUUUGCAUAUCGAUCAUCGAAACACGCACUUGUUACAAACUGCGCCAAGUCGUUCAAGUUUUGUUGUUAUCCCAACUUGAAUUGUUAGAAAAAAUGAAAGAAUGUACUUGUAUUCAUAAUUAUUUCUCUACUGGUAUUUAAUAAAAUGAAAAAAGUAACAUGAAAA
Molecule: messenger RNA, 4795 nt
Organism: Nasonia vitripennis (jewel wasp)
Lineage: Eukaryota; Metazoa; Arthropoda; Insecta; Hymenoptera; Pteromalidae
Exons: 6
Coding region: 777-2600 (607 amino acids)
Source: RefSeq, a predicted model, not a curated record